Aspergillus campestris IBT 28561 is the source of this 2311-nucleotide messenger RNA. Its product is annotated as SKN1/KRE6 family beta-glucan synthesis-associated protein. The record is from RefSeq and is a predicted model, not a curated record. Gene Ontology annotation, molecular function: glucosidase activity. Gene Ontology annotation, biological process: (1->6)-beta-D-glucan biosynthetic process; fungal-type cell wall organization. NCBI's taxonomy places the organism in Eukaryota, Fungi, Ascomycota, Eurotiomycetes, Eurotiales, Aspergillaceae. Bases 1 to 1956 code for a protein of 651 amino acids. Gene Ontology annotation, cellular component: endoplasmic reticulum membrane; plasma membrane. The transcript has 6 exons.
AUGGCCGACCCCAAUGGCCCCCGACAGACGCCGCAGAUCCGCCUCAACUCCGGAAGCCAUGAUCCCUUCACGGACGUCGAUGAUCCGUACGUGUCGGCGCCAUCCCCGCAAAUCGGGCGGGCUCUGACCUCCGAGAUGACACACUCGCCGUCGUCCGGCACCGUGCGGACAGUAUACGCAUCGACCAUCCCACAGGAGUCCACCGAGUUCUUGAUCCCCCCACCACCACACCGGCCUCGCGACGAGUACAGCGCCAGUCUGCAUUCUCCAGAGCGCUCUGUCCCACUAUCGCGGCGGACAAGCUGGACCUCCGACGGAGCGAGCUACGACGCCCGCGGAUAUGCCUCCAUCCCGUUCGAGGACUCGCGCGCGCCGUCCCGCGCGGGAAGCGACGAGAACGACGUGAACACGCAGACGGUGGCCGGGAAGUACAACAUCACGCCCACAGAAGGGCUGCUGCUCUUCCCGGAAGAUGUAGAGAAGGACGACGCCAUGCACAACCCGGACCCGGAUGACUACGAGCGAGAAUGUGAUAUCUGGAACCGACGGGGUCUCAUCAACGUCGGCGGGUUGGUCUUGCUGACUGUGGGCUUCCUCGUGCUGUUUAUCGGUUACCCCGUUAUAACAGCUGUCAAGGGGAUGAAAAAAGGUGGAACGCUUUGUCACCCCGGGGAUACGCUAUGUCUCGACGUAGGGGAGCGUCCGCUGCUGUCUAAUAUGAGGAAAGGGCUUAUUGACCCCGAUACCCCGGAGUCUGCUAUGUCCAAGAAGGCUGCCGAUGGCACCGAGCUGAAACUAGUAUUCUCCGACGAGUUCAACACCCCCGGCCGAACAUUCUACGAUGGGGAUGAUCCGUUCUAUCAGGCGGUGGAUAUAUGGUAUGGCGUGACGCAGGAUCUUGAGUGGUAUGAUCCAGACGCUGUCACCACCAGGGACGGUGUCUUGGAACUUCGAUUUGACGCCUUUCCCAACCACGAACUGAAAUACCGCUCCGGCAUGGUCCAGAGCUGGAACAAGCUCUGUUUCAGCGGCGGUCGUCUGGAGGCCAGUGUAUCGCUGCCAGGAUCCGGUGACGUGUCAGGCUUCUGGCCGGGCUUCUGGGCAAUGGGCAAUCUGGGACGACCCGGGUGGGCCGCCACUACGGAAGGGAUGUGGCCCUACAGCUACCACGACAAGUGCGAUGCCGGGAUCACGCCCAACCAGAGCUCCCCGGACGGAAUCAACUACCUGCCAGGCAUGCGUCUACCGGGUUGUACAUGUGGAGGUGCCGACCACCCCACUCCGGGAAAGUCGCGAAGUGCCCCCGAAAUCGAUGUAAUCGAAGCGAGCGUCCGUCCGCUCAAUGAUGACGGCGGGGCUGUUGUCGGUGACGUGUCGCAGAGUCUGCAGAUGGCUCCGUUUGAUAUCUGGUAUAUGCCUGACUAUGACUUCACCGCUGUAUACGAUCCCAAAGUCACAUCGAUCAACUCAUACCGCGGAGGCCCUCUCCAGCAAGCCAUGUCCGGCCUGACCUACUUAAACAACGACUGGUACAACGGCAAGCAGUACCAGACGUACGCCUUCGAGUACACCCCAGGGGCAACCGGCGAAGUGACAUGGUUCGUGGGCGAGAACAAAACCUGGACUCUGGACGGGCGCUCCAUCGGACCCAACGGGAAUAUCGGCCAGCGGAUGAUACCCUUAGAGCCUCUGGCCAUGGUCAUGAACUUGGGUAUGGCCGAGAGUUUCGCCGGCAUCAACGACUCCAUCACGAACUAUAUGCCCGGCGUGAUGCGGUUCGAUUACGUCCGGAUUUAUCAGGACCCGGAUAAUAUCAGCCUCACCUGUGAUCCGCCGGGCUAUGAAACGACUGAGUACAUAGAGAAGCAUCCCGAGGCUUACAAAAACCCUAACAAGACGACCUGGGCGGAAACUGGCUACGACUGGCCGAAGAAUUCUUUCAUGCAUGGCUGUUGAUUUUGCACAUUACAUAGUAUCUUUCUUAAACGCUGUGACUUGGUCACGGAUACAUAGCAUUGAGCGCUGCUUUGGCAUGUCUUGAGCCUGCGUCACUUGUCAGCGCAGGUGGACGGCUCAAUCUGCGCUUGAAGACCGAUUUCUUUCAUCUUUUUAUUCUCCCUUCAAAAAGGCUCUGUGAGCCAACUUUACCAUUCUCUAGUGAUCGGUGUCGGAGGGCGUUGUUAUUCAGAUACGGUGGUUCGUGCUGAGGCUGGAGUGGUUUGGUGAUACUUGACCUUUUUUCUCCCUUUCUCGUUUUUUCAAUUCUUGUUCCAUUUCUGUUUCUGUUUGUAUCUUUGAUAUCCUAAUCGUG